Messenger RNA from Lolium perenne, 1511 nucleotides. Its product is annotated as putative UDP-rhamnose:rhamnosyltransferase 1. Lineage: Eukaryota; Viridiplantae; Streptophyta; Magnoliopsida; Poales; Poaceae. The record is from RefSeq and is a predicted model, not a curated record. Gene Ontology annotation, molecular function: UDP-glucosyltransferase activity.
GCAGCUGCCUAGUUAGUACACCGAUCACUUCGCUCCACACGAGACGUCGACGCGCCUACGGCCUACCAAUUUUUCCCUUGCUCAGCGGCUGCGCCUGUUGCUUCUGUCGUUGCCAUGGACAACAGCUACUCGUCGUCACCGCUGCACAUCGUGAUCUGCCCGUGGCUCGCCUUCGGCCAUCUACUGCCAUGCCUCGACAUCGCCGAGCGCCUGGCGUCGCGGGGCCACCGCGUGUCGUACGUUUCCACGCCACGCAACAUCGCGCGCCUCCCGCCGGUCCGGCCCGCCGUCGCGCCGCUCGUCGACUUCGUGGCGCUGCCGCUCCCGCACGUGGAAGGGCUGCCCGAAGGCGCCGAGUCCACCAACGACGUCCCGUACGAGAAGUUCGAGCUCCACCGCAAGGCCUUCGACGGCCUCGGGCCGCCCUUCUCGGAGUUCUUGGCCACCGCGUGCGCCGACGAAGGCAAGAAGCCGGACUGGAUCAUCGCCGAUGUGUACCACCACUGGGCCGCAGCCGCCGCCAAUGAACACAAGGUUCCAUGUGUGAUGCUUCUCUUGGGAGCCGCGACUGUGAUCGCUGGCUGGGUCGCACGGUCGUCCGAGCAAGCCUCGCCGGGACUGGACCUGUCGGCAGCACGACCACCAAGGUUCGAGACGGAGAGGAUGAAGCUGAUGAGUAUCCAGCGUGCGUCAGGGAUGACGGUCGCUGAGCGGUUCUCCUUGACACUCAUGAGGUGCAAUCUCGUGGCCAUCCGGAGCUGCCUCGAGUGGGAGCCUAACAGCGUCCCUCUCCUCGCAACUCUCGGGGGCAAGCCGGUUGUCCCCCUCGGCCUCCUGCCGCCGUCUCCCGAGGGAGGCCGUGGCGUCAGCAAGAACGGGGACGACGCCGCCAUGCGUUGGCUCAAUGAGCAGCCGGCUAAAUCAGUCGUGUACGUCGCGCUGGGAAGCGAGGUGCCGCUGCGCGCGGAUCAGGUGCACGAGCUGGCCCUCGGACUGGAGCUCGCCGGGACGCGCUUCCUCUGGGCUCUGCGAAAGCCCAGCGGCGUGCCGGACGCCGACGUCCUUCCUUCCGGGUUCGAGGAGCGCACGCGCGACCGUGGCCUCGUGGUGACCGGGUGGGUUCCGCAGAUCAGCGUGCUGGCGGACGGCGCCGUGGCCGCGUUCCUGACGCACUGUGGUUGGAACUCGACCAUCGAGGGGCUCCUGUUCGGGCACCCUCUCAUCAUGCUGCCCAUCUUCGGCGAUCAAGGACCCAACGCGCGUCUGAUGGAGGCAAGAAAGGUCGGAGUGCAGGUGCCAAGAAACGAAAACGAUGGUUCGUUCCAUCGAGACGGCGUCGCGACCGCAGUUCAGGCCGUCGCGGUGGAGGACGAAAGCAGGAGGAUCUUCGCGGGCAACGCCAAGAAGAUGCAGGAGAUAGUGGCUGAUAGCGAAUGCCAUGAGAGAUGCAUCGAUGAUUUUAUUCAGAAGCUUAGAUCUUACCAAGAGUGAAAUACGGAGUAUUAAUUUUG